UCUGCUAGAUGGUGAUCUCGUGAUUCAUCACUCCAGAGAACAUGUUUCCGCUGCUCCAGAGUCCAAUGGUGGCGAGCUUUACAGCACUCCAGCCGACGCUUGGCAUUGCAGAUGUUGAUGUUGAUCAUGGACAUGUUUGCGGCUGCUCUGCCAUGGAAAGCAAUUCAUGAAGCUCCCGACGAACUGUUCUCGUGCUGACUUUGCUUCCAGAGGCAGUUUGGGACUCGGUAGUGAGUGUUGCAACCGAAAACAGAUGAUUUUUACUCACCAAGCGCUUCAGCACUCGACGGUCCCGUUCUAUGAGCUUGUGUGGCAUACCACUUUGCAGUUGAGCCGUUGUUUCUCCUAGACGUUUCCAUUUCAAAAUAACAGCAUUUACAGUUAACCAGGGCAGCUUGUUGGAAAGGUGGCAUCUUAUGACGGUGCCCCAUUGAAAGUCCCUGAGCUCUUCAGUAAGGUCCUUCUACUGAAAAUGUUUGUCUAUGGAGAUUGCAUGGCGGCGUGCUCGAUUUUAUACACCUGUCAGCAAGGGGUGUGGCCAAAAUACACAGAUCCACUAAUUUGAAGGGGUGUCCACAUACUUUUGUAUGUAUAGUGUAUAUGGAUUUCAUUUGCGCAAUUGAAUUUGGAUCAGAGCCAGAGGGCAUAGGCCUACUACAAUCAUGUUGUUGAUUGUUACAGAUUUUAAAACCAUAGAGUUGUAGAAUAGAUUUAGCCUCUACCUGGGACAUAUUCCAUACAUAGUAAUUUCAUCUCCGGGUUAUAAAUGUUGGGGUGCUUUUUUAGUUUUUAUUUUCAGUUUCUUUACACAAAUACACCGUGGCUCUUGAGCGAACGCUCACAGAUUGAAGUGCGCUCGUGGUGCAGGAACACUGCACGACUCCUCUCUUUCCCACAAUUCACCACGCGCGAUCCUGCGCUCGCUGUCUGUGGUGCUGAAGCGGCGCGUGCUGGGGACUAGAGCACAAACAUACAAUCGAGGUAUCCUCUCGCGGGAUGGUCAGAGGAGCUACGAAGUAGAUAGAAGAAGAGUGUUUUGCAAUUCAGAAAUCCAAGCCAAUUAUUUGUGAUUUUUCAUAUACAAUACAAUUUACAGUAGUCUGAAUUUGGGUAAGCUGUUUUGAUAGCAUAUAGCCUAUUUGCGCUGUACAUGUUUUUUUUUAGGUUUUUUACACAGCCUCUCUCUCUAAAUUAUUUCGCUCUCAUCUUUCGUGUUGUUGCCUGCCCGUGUCAGGCGUUCUUUAUGCACAGCAAGCUGCUCCAGUUCUCUCCGAGAAAAUAGACAUUCACGUCGGAACAGCAUGGCCCGGUCCAGUCGCACCCACUGAGAGAGAUGGAAGCCAAGCAGCACUCCCUAAAGAGCCUGAAGAGCUACCCAGAGGCGGGGGGCCGGAGCCUGGCGGCGGCUGCGGGAGACGUCGGUGUUGGAGGUGGUGGAGGAGGGUGUCGUGCCGGCUCGGCACAGAUGGAGAUGGAGGCAAACAUACAGAAAGCCAUUGACUUCAAGGUGGAGGGCCACCGUUGCUACAAGGAGAAGAAAUUUCGGGAAGCGAUAGGGAAGUACCACCGGGCUCUGCUGCAGCUGAAAGGGGUGCAUUUAGUGGAUGGAACCACGGGGUCCGAGGUCAACCUCCUGAGCCAAGCCGCGGUCAAACUGACGGAGGAACAGCGGAGAACUGUGGAGAUCACGGAGAUCGAGUGCUACGACAGCCUGACAGCGUGCCUGUUGCAGUCCGAGCUGGUGAACUAUGAGCGUGUGAAGGAGUACUGCCUGAAGGUGCUGAGUCACCAGAGGGACCACUUCAAGGCCAUGUACCGCGCUGGCAUCGCCUGCUACCACCUGGGAGACUACGACUGUGCCCUGCGCUACCUGCGUGACGCCAAGCACCGCGAGCCCUCAGACACAAACGUGCUGCGGUACAUCCAGUUGACGGAGAUGAAGAUGAGUCGGGAGGGCCAGCGGGAGCGAGAGAGCGGCAAAGAGGCCCUGGGCUAACCUUUGACCUUUUGGCCCCUGUCACUAUGGCCUACUCUAUGACCCAUCCUACAUCUCCUCUCUGACCUCCUCUCCUCCUUUAUCGAGCCCAGUCUCAUUGAUGACUAGCCCCAGUGAUGCGCUGCAACCAUGUAAAAGAACUCUCCCCCUCUCUUCUCCUCCUUGUCUUCCCUUCUUCCCCCAGGUGCUGUUGUUCUGUACCCAAGAUGCCGACUGCCAAGCCAACGAAGAAAAAACAAAGCAAAGGGAAAUUCUGUACUAAUUCUCAUACAAAACAGCCAUGGUUGUCUGAAUGGAGAAAAAAAAAGCGUUAAAAAAAUAUAUAUGAACAAAGAACGUUGCGUAAUUUAGUAGAAGUGUAAUUUUAAACAACAAAAAAAAUCAAGUAUAAUUUAGAAUUGUCUUUUUUAGUUGUGAGGACUGAGGAGAGGUCCAGGGUUGGGAAAGGUACCAGGGGAGGGCAAUGGAAGGAGUUUGGGAAGAGGGAGAGGUACACCCUGACCCCGCCCUAUUACAAUGGGGGUCUGAAAGCCACUGACCCAGACUGUCCCUGAGAGAGACUGCCCCCCCCAGCCUCAGCCCGGCUAGAGUACAGAUCAGGCUAGCUAGCACGCUACGUCUCUGUCUUUUUCAUUAUGGAAUUGUCUUCAGACAAGCCUGCCUUUGCGCUCAUAUUCAAUCUUCUUUUUUUUGUUGUUUUCAGCUUUUAGUGUCUCGUCUUGAGUUUCUGGACUGUUUUGAAUUCAAGGGCUAAUUCAAGUGUUUGUAAUUUGUCCUUUGAUCGCUUUAACAUUUUUUUUGCUGUUGAUAUUACAUUGUACUUACUACUAUCAGUUGUUCUAAAGCGAAAUGUGUGACCUUUCUCUUUCUAAACAAAACAAACUAACUCCCCCAACAGGCUCGCUGUUCUGCUGUUAACUGGUGUGUUUUUGUGAACUGGUGUCUUGAAUCUGUCGUCAAAUCCCCAAUGGAAUGUGUGUUGUCAGACUGUUACCCCGCCCCUGCUUUCUAGCUAAUGAUGUCACUAUGGAAAAUAGCCAGUGGGAUUGAGGUUCCAACAAGCACCCAUGGCUGCACAGAGUUCUUUUCUGUUUUCUACUCCGAAUAUCUACUUCCAGGCCCUUUAUCGCUGAUGCUGAAUCCUCCCAGACAUCAGUGACAUCACGAGACACUCUUGGCCAGUGUUAGUGCAGGGAAUCCGAUCACAGAUACUGUAUCCUUCUGAAGUGUCUCAACCAUCAACAGGAGUGCGCCAUUUGAGAUUCCCAUUUGAUCGUGUAUAUUUUGAUAGAUAUCAGUGUUGCAAAAAAAAAAAAAAACAUUUCAAAAUGCGCUGCCUCUGUAAGGCAGAUUACACAACACUAGUGAUAAUAGACCAAGACGAGUGAGGAUUGUGGUUGGGGCAAGGCCAGCUAAUGACAUAUUACACACACAGACCCAUCGUGCCACUGCAUACUCUCUCAAGACAAAUCCCAUUGAGGUUGAUAAAGCCUAUAGGGUUGCUGGGAUUUCUAGAAAUACUUAGAAGUACCUGCCCUGUUCUAAGGAGAGGGUCGAGUUGACCAAUGUUAAAGCAUGAGCUUAAUCUCUCCAUCUAAUACCAUGGAACCUAGUUUCCUACACCCUAUGUGCAAGCCAAGCCCCUGCAUGGUAAUGUGUGGCUCAGGUGGAAGCCAUUUUUGAAUCCAGAUGCCAGGGAUCAUGUCUGGUUUGUUGCUUUCUUUAACAUUGCAUGUUGUGCCCCCUUUCCCAUUCAUCCCACGUGGAAUUGGUUAAUGGAGUAGUCAGCAGUUUAGCCUGGAAAUGGUAUCUUGUAUCUUGCAUAGGUUUAUUUUACUAGACUUAUAUGGCCCCAUACAGAAAGGAAUUAGAUCCGGCAGCAGUCAUCUGCCUUGGCCAACGUGAGCCAUGAGAAGAAUAAUUCCCCCCCAAAAAAACAUCAGAGGAGUGAAUAAUGCAAUAUCAAAACGACAGCAGUUCUCCUCAUUUGCCUGUGACCUAAUAUGAGGGAGAUCGGGACCAAAGUGCGUCAAUGCGACUCUGGAGAGGCAGCAGCACGAUGCCUGGAGCAAACUUGCAUGAGCCAGAGGCUCCAACUGGAGAGAGAAAUGGGGCAGCAGCACCACUAAUGCGGCACGAAUGCCAUGUCGCUCUGAAUCUGUAGAGAUGGGAUUAUGUUAGAGCAGCGUAAUGGAGAGGUUGAGGGGGGGGGUGAACACCUUGGAGCAAGGGUAACAGCAGCAUGGUGUGGAACCACCAAGAACUCUCUCUCUCUCACUCUCUCUCUCUCUCUCUCUGAUUAUCAUUCUCUCCACCUCUUGCCCCCCCGUCUCUCUCUCGCUCUCUUUCUCGCUCUUCUAUCUCAGUUCAAUUCAUCUCUUCUAUCUCAGUUCAAUUCAUCUCUUCUAUCGCAGUUCAAUUCAUCUCUUCUAUCUCAGUUCAAUUAAAUUUGAAUUGCUUUAUUGCUUUUUUUUGUAACAAUGUCCACAUUGCCAAAGCCUAUUUUGGAAAUGGAUAUGCUUAAAAACGUUAACAUAAUACGAUUUUUUGUAAUAAUAAUCGGGAUUGUCAAUGAAACAGAACAAUCAGUAACAACAGUAAGGGGGGGGGGUAUACCAAACAUUAAGAACACCGGUCCAGCCCCACCGAGUGGCGCAGCGGUUUAAGGAACAGCAUCGAGGUGCUAGAGGCGUCACUACAGAUCUGGGUUCAAUCCCGGGCUGUGUCGCAGCCGGCCACGACCGGGAGACCCAUGAGGUGGCGUGCAAUUGGCCCAGCGUCGUCUGGGUUAAGGGAGGGUUUGGCCGACUGGGGAUGUCCUUGUCCCAUCGCACUCUAGUGACUCCUUGUGGCGGCCGGGCACAUGCACGCUGACUUCGGUCGCCAGCUGUACGGUGUUUCUUGGUGCGGCUGGCUUCCGGGUUAAGCGAGCAGUGUGUCAGGAAGCAGUGCGGCUUGGCGGGGUUGUGUUUCGGAGGACGCACGGCUCUGGACCUUUGCCUCUCCCGAGUCCGUACGUGAGUUGUAGCAAUGGGACAAGACUGUAACUACCAAUUGGAUUUUAUGGAAUCGGGGAGAAAAAGUGGUAAAAUAAAAUAAAUUGAGUUCCAACUAUAUAUACAAAAUAUGUCGCCACCCCUUUAAAUCAGUCGAUUCAGCUAUUUCAGUCACACCUGUUGCUGACAAGUGUUUAAAAUCAAGCACACAGCCGUGCAAUCUCCAUAGACAAACAUUGGCAGUAGAAUGGCCUUACUGAAGAGCUCAGUAACUUUCAAUGUGGCACCGCCAGAUGAUGCCACCUUUCCAACAAGUCAGUUUUAUGCCCUGCUAGAGCUUCCCCAGUCAACUGUAAGUGCUGUUAUUGUGAAGUGGAAACGUCUAGGUUGUAACAACAGCUCAGGCGUGAAGUGGUAGGCAACACAAGCUCACAGAACUACAAUGCAGAAUGCUGAAGCACUUAGCUUGUAAAAAUUGUCUGGUUGCAAGACUCACUACGGAGUUCCAAACUCCCUCUGGAAGCAACUUCAGCACAAGAACUGUUCGUCUGGAGCUUCAUGAAAUGGGUUUCCAUGGCCGAGCAGCCUAAGAUCACCAUGCGCAACUCCAAGCUUUGGCUGGAGUUGUGUAAAGCUCGCCGCCAUUGGACUCUGGAGCAGUGGAAAUGUGCUCUCUGGUGUGAUGAAUCACGCUUCACCAUCUGGAAUCUGGGUUGGGCAGAUGCCAGGAGAACGCUACCUGCCCCAAUGCAUAGUGGAAACUGUAAAGUUUGGUGGAGGAGGAAUAAUAGUAUGGGGCUGUUUUUAUGGUUUGAGCUAGGCCCCUUAGUUCCAGUGAAGGUAAAUCUUAACGCUACAGCACACAAUGACAUUCUAGAUGAUUCUGUGCAUCCAACUUUGUGGCAACAAUUUGGGAAGGUCCUUUCCUGUUUCAGCAUGAAAAUGCCCCAUGCACAAAGCGAGGUCCAUACAGAAAUUAUUUGUUGAGAUUGGUGUGGAAAAACUUGACUGGUCUGCACAGAGCCCUGACCUCAACCCCAUCAAACACCUUUGGGAUGAAUUGGAACGUCGACUGCGAGUCAGACUUAAUCGUUCAACAUCAGUGCCUCCCUAAUGUUCUUGUGGCUAAAUGGAAGCAAGUCCCCGCAGUAACUUUCCAACAUCUCGUGGAAAGCCUUCCCAGAAGAGUGGAGGCUGUUAUAGCGGCAAAGAGGAAGCCAACUCCAUAUUAAUGCCCAUGAUUAUGGAAUGAGAUGUUCGACGAGCAGGUGUCCACAUACGUUUUGUGAUGUAGUGUACCUCUCGGUCUCUUACUCUCUCAACCUUCACCACUGUCGCUCCAAAACAGAACAGGAAAGCAGUAGUGUUGUAUUAGUCCCUAUGGCUGGCUAAACUGGCCCUCCUCACGCAUGGUCCUCUUGGGAAUAGGUUUUCUCCCCGUGGUUCCUAUCUCCAAUGCAUCCGUCCACCAUCCUGUCGUUGUCCCAAUGUGCUUUCUCGCUCCAUGUCUACGGUUACGGUCGACACAUACAAACAGGUCAGGGCUAAGUUCUUCCCAGCCCUGCCCAAACAUGACCCAUUGUGAGAUAAACAAUGGAAUGACCCUGGACCAGUUAUUGUGGGCAGAAUGUUACAACACGCUGUCUGUACGAACAUAGAUAGAGAGAGACAUCCUCUCCACAGCAGCCUAGUUCUGAAAACAUAUACUGCAUAAGCACAAACUAAAAAGAGGACUGGGAAAGUAAAUGCUGGCUCUGUUUUUAUUUUAUUGUAUUUCUUUCAUUUAAGUCAUUUGAGGUACACGUUUGUCAAAUGUCAAAGUCGUUUUUGUGGUUAUGAAACAAUUGUGGGGGGAAAUACAGAACUGAAAAGGGGAAGAAAAAAAAUGGCUGUUUAAAAGCUUUACUUUAUUGAGUUGUUUCUUCAACUGGUGAGAAAGCAAGUGAAGGGUAAACAGUUUGGUAUAAAGGCGCCGCAGGCUCUCUGUCACUGUGUCUGUGUCGAUGUUUCAGUACGAUUUGUUGUCGCCUGUUUUGGGAAGGUCCAUACACCCACAAAGUGACAGUGGAUCUCGUUGAAGAAAGUGGGCGUUGGAGAACCGAACCAGUUAAACGGUAGAUUUUUUUUAUGAGCUACAAGCAACGAAGAACUCAUCCGUUUCCUUUCUCUCUUUUCUUUCUUUCUCGUUUGCUUGCACCAGAGAGUAGGACUUGAAGAUGAGUACAUCAUGGUUAGAAGUACAUUUUUCCCAUUGGACCAUGUGAGGAAACGUCCGAUCAAUAUUCCAACUCCUAACAUUGGAGGACGUGAUAACUGGUUACGUUGAACUGCUAGCCCAGGAAUGCACUGUUGAUUGGUAAAUGAGGACUAUAAAUAAAGUUUAAAA
Messenger RNA from Oncorhynchus nerka (sockeye salmon), 7378 nucleotides. It is a transcript of the gene ttc9b, whose product is annotated as tetratricopeptide repeat domain 9B. The transcript is spliced from 3 exons. Lineage: Eukaryota; Metazoa; Chordata; Actinopteri; Salmoniformes; Salmonidae. The record is from RefSeq and is a predicted model, not a curated record. The coding region runs from base 1334 to 1996 and encodes 220 amino acids. Gene Ontology annotation, molecular function: protein binding.